CUUAAUUCUGUAGUCGUCUUUAAUCAUUGAAUUUGGGGGAAGUUACUUCUUUAUAAAAUAUCAUAAUCCAAAUCUCUUCAAUUCAAAGGAAAAUCAUAACAAAAAGGAAGAAUUUCUUAAAAAUAUAAAGGAAUGAAUAUAAGAAUGAGAAAAUCUUUAAUUUAUUUUUUGUUUCUAGCAUAUGUUACUACAGCUGUAGGUGGCACACUAUCAUGUUUAUCCUGCAAGGAUUCACCUUUGCCUCGUGACUGUCAAUAUGUAGAGAAAUGCGGACCCCACGAAGUCUGUUAUUCAAGCGCUUAUGUGACAACAGCUGGCGCCAUCAGGCAUGAUCUAGGAUGCAAGGACGUCAAUAAAUGUACAAAUAUUGUAGCUGGUAGAUCGGCAAAUAAUUUUCUGACGUGUUCCGAAUGUUGUAAUGGUACAUUCUGUAACAGUGCUCUUUGUGGACAGUCUGGAAUACCGCAGUUCUCGUCUGGUGUUAGAGGGCCAAUAUGCUACUCGUGUGACCAACAGUUGUUUCCAGACUCAUGUCAUAUCAUCAAGGAAUGUAGUAGAGACGAGUUAUGUUUGCUGUCACGAUUUGAAAGCCAAGUUGGACAUGAUAUACUGUAUCAAUCUAAAUGUGCCAGACCAUCUGAAUGUGCUGAAAAAAGUCAACAAUAUCAGAGUCAAGCAUUGUUUGGUAGAAGGCGUUUCAUUACUCAAUCAGAUACGACUAAAUGUGACAUGAAGUGUUGUAGCGAUGACUUGUGUAAUUCUGACUGUUUAGGAAGUGGUGUGGUUUCAUUUACCAGCGCUCCUCACAAACCCUCGUCAACAACAAUUAAAACAACACCAG
Messenger RNA from Ruditapes philippinarum (Manila clam), 841 nucleotides. RefSeq lists its product as uncharacterized. The annotation marks the transcript as partial. The transcript is spliced from 8 exons. The record is from RefSeq and is a predicted model, not a curated record. Lineage: Eukaryota; Metazoa; Mollusca; Bivalvia; Venerida; Veneridae.